This is a messenger RNA of Vidua chalybeata, 566 nucleotides long. Its product is annotated as claw keratin-like. Gene Ontology annotation, molecular function: structural constituent of cytoskeleton. The transcript is spliced from 2 exons. Gene Ontology annotation, cellular component: intermediate filament. NCBI's taxonomy places the organism in Eukaryota, Metazoa, Chordata, Aves, Passeriformes, Viduidae. The coding region runs from base 99 to 566 and encodes 155 amino acids. The record is from RefSeq and is a predicted model, not a curated record.
GGGGAGAUGUAUAAAAGGCCCAAAGGUUUCACAGAGCUCUAUCCACCUUCCACUGCUUGACUCGCCUUGUCAACUUGCUUUGCCAGCCGAGCCGAAGGAUGUCCUGCUCCAGCCUGUGUGUCCCCAGCUGCGGGGUGGCCACCCCGGCCCCUCUGGCUGACACCUGCAACGAGCCCUGCGUGCGGCAGUGCCCCGACUCCACGGUGGUCAUCCAGCCCCCGGCCUCGGUGGUCACCUUCCCCGGGCCCAUCCUCAGCUCCUUCCCGCAGCAGAGCGCCGUGGGCUCGGCCGGAGCUCCCUAUGUGGGAGCUGGCUCCGGGGGCGCCUUUGGAAGCCGUGCGGGCUACGGGGCCCUUGGGGGCUAUGGAGGUUAUGGAGGCUGGGGCUAUGGAAGCCGUGGUGGCUACGGGGGUUGGGGCUAUGGAGGCCGUGGAGGCUACGGGGGCUGGGGUUGUGGAGGCUGGGGCUAUGGAGGCCUUGGGGGCUAUGGGGGCUAUGGGAGCUGUGGCUACGGCGGCUGGAGCAGUGGCCACCGCUACCUGAAUGGCAACUGCUGGCCCUGCUAA